AAGGGGAGUUUCACGAUCAGAGGUCAGGCUCGAAGACCAGAGGUGAACAAGCGGAGGCCGAGUAGCGUAUUAAGCAGGUAAGGAUCAAACAGAAGCGUAGUCAGUAAAUAAGCCAAAGUCAAUAAUGAGCAGUCGCAGGUUGGGAUCAGGCAGAAGCGUAGUCGAGAAGAAGCCAAAGGUCAAUAACAAGUGGUAGCAAAAUAUGGAUGACAGCAGAGAAGGCAAGGAGCAAGAAAUGCAGAGACAUGGCUUAUAUCAGGAAGUUCAUGGGAGGAGCAAGGGGUUCAAGGUUUAUGACAAACAAGAUCAAGGCAGGAUCAUUCAAAUAAUUGUCAAGGGAGUUGUCCAUCAUUCCAGGUGGCUCAGCAAGAAGAAACAUUGUUACUCACCACAGAAGGCCCAGGUUUGGAUCCAUGCUCCAAUGGGGAGGGGGGUUAAAUCUACCAGAGGGCAAGUGGUUAAG
Messenger RNA from Staurois parvus, 463 nucleotides. The record is from the annotation of a GenBank genome assembly. Lineage: Eukaryota; Metazoa; Chordata; Amphibia; Anura; Ranidae.